CGUCACAGGGUGCUGGGCAAUGGAGGCAUCCAUCUGUGGCGGAGGGACACUACGUACUGGGAGAGUUCACAGAUCCCUUGAGGGAGGGCUCUGCUGCUGUAACGCCAAUUGGGGAGGGGGCGCUGCACCACCCCUCGGGAGGGUCCCAGGCCCGGAGCGAGCCCUGGGCUGUUCCAAAUGCAGUGCCGGGGUCGGAGCGGCCUCUACCACUGCGGGAGACUUGGGGGAGUGAAGGUGGACCGGGGUUGCCUAGAGACCGCGUCUAGGUGAGCGGCCUUAAUUCAGAGAGCAGCCAGAACAAAGGAUCCCGGACAUGGCGGCUAAAGGGCGAGAGAAGGAGCCUGUUGACGAAGUGCACCAGACCCAGAUCAUGUGUGAGGUGAUCCGCAAGGAGCUGCGAACCCAGAAGCUGUACACUCACUACCACGUGAACCCCAAUCGCAAGGGUUACACCAUCACCAGAAAACCUAUGUCUUGGCAUGACAACAUAGAGGAACCUGCAGAUGCCAAAUUCCUCAAUAUCAUUCACUAUGCUGCCCAAGGACCCAAGAAGAAAUACUCAGAACCUCAGACAGAGAGCCAGGAAAUUGGCUGGGACUCGGAUCCCUUGGUCCCCAGUGAGCGCUGGGACAGAAGGGUCAAUUUUUUCCGUCACUACAUGGACAUCACGAAGUAUAUGGCAGAAUUCUGGCGCAUGAAGGCCAGGGAGAGCUCAGACUAGCUGGGUCAGGGACAUUUGGCUCCUUGGUCCUUGACACACCCCAAUCCUCUGAAACUGCCCCAACCCAUCCUAUGGUCCCCACCCCACCCCCAGUUCCCCCCCAACCAGCCAGUGCUGGAGGGGUAGCCCCCAUCUGCCCAGCCCCACCAGCUCAGAAAACAAAGGCAGCCAAGGGAUGGCUGUGGCAUAAGCCUGCGGCCUGUCUUUUCUUCCCAAUCCUCUGCAUAAAAGGUGGCACUUAGCGUGUUCUAUUCUUCAUUUUGUCUCUUGCCCGUUUUCCAGGUCUCUUCUAAAAUAAAGACAAAAAUUCAGUCUUGAA
Monodelphis domestica (gray short-tailed opossum) is the source of this 1040-nucleotide messenger RNA. It is a transcript of the gene CFAP144, whose product is annotated as cilia and flagella associated protein 144. NCBI's taxonomy places the organism in Eukaryota, Metazoa, Chordata, Mammalia, Didelphimorphia, Didelphidae. Gene Ontology annotation, cellular component: ciliary base. The record is from RefSeq and is a predicted model, not a curated record.